This is a messenger RNA of Striga asiatica, 2403 nucleotides long. The record is from the annotation of a GenBank genome assembly. Lineage: Eukaryota; Viridiplantae; Streptophyta; Magnoliopsida; Lamiales; Orobanchaceae.
AUGUUGUUAUCCCCAGGCCACUCACCCCGCCAUCUCUCCACCCCUUCACCUUCUCCUUCCGGUUCUUCUGAUCCGAACCCUAACCCUAACUCUGCCGUGCUCUCAGCCUCCAACCCCGAUCCCGCCACUCGAAAGCGCCGCCGUAGCCCCACCGUCCUAGACGAGGACGCCUAUGUCGCCGCCAUCGAGAAGAUCAUCGAGCGGGACUUCUUCCCGGACAUCCCCAAGCUCCGAGAUCGCCUCGACUGGCUGCAGGCCGUCCGAACCCACGACCCGUUGCUCAUUCGAGACGCGCAGCUCAAGAUCCUCGAACGACGUCGCCUGAGGAAAGUCGGAAGCUCCACCUCUGCCGUCGAUUCCAGCCGCCACGCCACAGUAACCCCAGGUUCGUCUUUCCUACGGAAUACCUCUGUCACGCCAUCCUUAUACAACGAGCAGAAGGAGAAUCUUGUUGGAGACGAGCUCGAUGGAGACGGUGAUGGAGGAAAGGAGCUGGUAGACGUGUCCUUGUCCCUGGAUGAGUUUUUCAGGAAGUACACGAGUGAGGACAAUGAGAGCUUCUCAAAGAUUCUGGAGAAAGUGAAUCGAAAAAGGAAGGAAAAGUAUGGGUACUUGCUAGAAGACGGAUCAUCCCAUGAAAAUUCUGGGAGUAACCUGAUUGAGAACGGCAAGCAACGGGAGAAAAAUGCUACCGAUGGCUAUGGGACAUCAGAUCAGCCCGUGAGCACAUUAGAUGGCUGGAAAUACACUCCCAAGAACUUGCUGAUGUAUCACCCGGCUGAUAAAGGUGAGGCACCCUUGACUGAGGAGGAAAGAGCCCUGAGGCUGAAAGCAAUGACCAAAGAGAUCAGCCGACCAAACACGAGAUUCCAUGGAAAAUCAAUGGAUACUGAUGCACCAAAGGAUGACGACACUAUUGCGGUGCUCUACUCGCCGGUGGUGGGGGCCACUCCUGUUCAUAUAUCCAGUCGAGAUGGUGACAAGACAAAAAAAUACGACCUUGACGACCUGAGGAAAACUCCCAACAAAUUCUAUGUCGAGUCUGAGAGGAAGGCUGACAAUGGCUAUAGCUUUGUGAAGACGCCUUCCCCUGCACCUGGGGCAGACGAGUCCCCAUUCAUAACGUGGGGUGAAAUUGAGGGGACCCCUUUGAGGCUAGAGCCAGAGGAUACACCUAUUGAUAUCGGGGGCAGUGGGGAUGGGCCCCAGUUCAAAAUCCCGAUGCCACCUUCAAGGGAUGUGAAGGCACAUUCUUUGUCUCGGGAGGCUGCCAAGAAGCUCAGGGAGAGGUCGAGAAUGUUCCAGAAGCCUCCAUUGCCAUCCCCUGUUAGAGGAGGGAGCGCGAGUCCUGGGAAAAGGACGCUUUCGCCUGCAGCUCAGAAGUUUAUGAGGAAUGCGAUUGCAAAGUCUUCACAGUCGAUUGAUGAGUCCUUGAGAGCAAGUUACAGGAGUGGGAGCCCUGGGCUGGGUACGCCUAAGAGUGGGAGGAGUAUGUCUAGGUUGGGACGAGAUGGGAGCAUGGGUUCCAGGUCGCCUUCGCCGCGGCCCGGGACCCUCCGCCACGCGGCCAUCCAGCCCGGACCCCUCUGGAUCGUUUUCGCCCACAGCAUGGUGAUUAGGCUGAAACAGGAGCUCAUAUUCUCGAGCCACAAGACGGUCGACGGGCGUGGGGCCCACGUCCACAUUGCCUACGGCGCUGGAAUCACGCUGCAGUUUGUGCACAACGUGAUCGUUCACAACGUGUGGAUUCACGAUAUUGUCCCCACUUCCGGGGGAAUGAUUAGGGAUGCCGUUGACCAUGUGGGCCUACGCACGGUAAGCGACGGGGACGGGAUAUCGGUUUUCAGCUCAAGCGAUAUAUGGAUCGACCAUGUCUCGUUGGCUAAGGGUACGGAUGGGCUGAUUGACGUGAUCGAAGGCUCGACAGCUGUGAUCCUUUUGGGGGCGCACGAUCGCGACACGAAAGAUUCGAUAAUGCAAGUGACAGUUGCAUUCAAUCGGUUCGGGAAAGGUUUGGUCCAAAGGAUGCCGAGAUGCCGGUGGGGAUUUAUCCAUAUCAUCAACAAUGAUUAUUCCAAGUGGAAAAUGUAUGCUAUAGGUGGAAGUGCGCACCCGACCAUCAUCAGCCAGGGCAACCGGUUCAAGGCUUCAGGCGACCCAAAUACAAAAGAGGUGACCAAGAGGAACUUUGCGACUGAGGACGUGUGGAGCAAAUGGCAGUGGAGGUCCGAGGGUGAUAAGUUUGCGAAUGGAGCCUACUUCACGGAGUCGGGCCCACAGGUUGUACAUGCAGAAACUCCCUUCACUAAGAAAAACUUCAUCAAGUUCAGGCCCGGUUCAUAUGCCGGCAGGCUCACGCGAUAUGCUGGUGCACUCAGCUGCCGUUAUGGCGAAUUAUGCUAA